AUGGCGUUAGUGGAGGAGACGGGCGCGGGAGCCGCCGAGGACCCGGAGGCACUCCUCAACGAGUGGCUCGGCGAACUGACAGUGCUCACAGCGGGUCUAAACUCGUCUAAUGACGCAACUUCGGCGCUGAGGCCGCUCGAGAUCGUUGCCCCCCGCAUUGACACGUACCGCUUCUCGAUGGCCAACCUGGAGGAGACGCAAGAUGCAGAUCUUGACGCAAUACUCGGAGAACUCUGUGCUCUAGACUCCGAAUAUGACGAGGAACUGUCCAGGGUGUCAGCUGAAUACACGUCGGUGUCGAAGGAGAGGGGCGAGGGCGGCGAGGGCUGCCCUCAAAGGGCGGAGUGCAGCAAGGAGUGCAGCGAGGGCACCCCCGCUAUCGCCCGUACCGAUUCGCCCGACAAUGACUCAGCCUUUAGCGAUACUGUGUCCAUGCUGUCCAGUGAAUCUUCGGCGUCGAGCAGCGCUAGUGCCAAAUGCAAAGCCUUGAAGUUGAACCUUCAUCAAAACCAAAAGGACGCGAUUUUUCAACAGAAAGCUGACAAGAUCAAGCUAGCGCUGGAGCGGAUGCGGGAAGCCAACGUGAAGAAACUGUUUAUCAAGGCUUUCUCCACGGAUGGCUCAUCCAAAAGCCUCCUGGUUGACGAAAAGAUGAGCUGUGGCUAUGUGACCCGUCUCCUGGCUGACAAGAACCAUGUUACUAUGGAGCCGAAGUGGGCCAUUGUCGAACAUUUGCCGGAUUUGCAUAUGGAACGAAUAUACGAGGACCAUGAAUUACUGGUGGACAACCUGAUGCUGUGGACUCGGGAGUCCAAGAACAGGAUCCUAUUUGCAGAGAGACCAGAGAAGAUAUCUCUGUUCCAAACACCAGAGAAGUUCCUGUUGACCGAGGAUGAUAGAGGUUGGUCCAGUGAACACGACGAACACUCAAGACAGGUGAUCCUAGAAGAGUUCUUUGGACAGAGUGGCGGAACCUCUUCAGUUCCCUCUGUCUCCGGACACCCCGUCCCCCAGAUGGAAGGCCCCCUUUACUUAAAGAGCGACACAAAGAAAGAGUGGAAGAAAUAUAGAUUCGUGCUUCGGCCAUCCGGACUGUACUAUUCACCGAAAGAUAAAGUGAAGACACUGAAGGAGUUGGUUUGCUUGGCAACUUUCGACACUAACGAGGUGUACAUAGGGUUGAACUGGAAAAAGAAGUAUAAGUCACCCACAGAGUACUGCUUCGCGAUCAAGCAUCCAAGACUGCAGCAGCCGAAGAGUGUUAAGUUCAUCAAGUUCCUUUGUGCUGACGAUCAGGGUACAUUGGAGAGAUGGCUGACUGCCAUGCGGAUAGCGAAGCAUGGUCGGCAACUGCUAGAGAACUACCGCUCCUUAGUAGAAGAGCUGACACAAGAGGACCUGGAUCAUCUUGCACAUGCACGUUCUUGUUCUAUAUCAUCAAUUCCAACGAAAACGAACGGAAGCACAACAGCAGGUGUCAACAGUCCCGCGCAGUCGGCAUCUAGCAAUGCCAGUGUUGCCAACUCGGACAUUAGCAGCGGCAGGCACUCCAGAGCUUCCUCCUCGAGUUCUAGUGGAUGCAUGUCGGAUGGAGGAACAGCCUCUGAAAGUGCAUUCGACUGCGAGUUUUCUAUGGGUACAAUAAAACGCAAGCCUUCGAUGAAACCCAACAUACCUCUGACGUGGAUGACGAGGCAGCUAAAAGAGAUGGCGGAGACAGAUUCGACUCUUGGCGAUGACGACCAUGGAGACUGCGGUACGCUAACUAGGCGACCAAGACCCCGUGACGAUUCUACGUUGAAGAGACAUCACGCUGCAGAUUCAUCUGACAACGCGGUAUACAGCACAACGAGUGCCAGCCUGCACAGUUCCAGCAUAAGUCCAGUGCGUCAUGAACCCUCCCCUUCAUUUGGCCACUACGAGAGCAUUCCUCGCGAUGUAUACCGUUCGAGUGUGGAAACCGCCUCCUCUCUAUAUGGCUACUCAGCUAUCUACGACAAAGUACAAAGACCAGAAGUCACCAAUGUCGAGGAUCUACCACCUCCACCUCCAGAAGAUACGCCUGACGGCAUGUUCAGCUCAACCCUCAGUCUCGACUCCUUGCCUCCACCACCCCCACCUUUAGACCCCAUUGAAGACAUUUGCGGGUCACAACUUAGCCUCCCCCCACCACCACCAGAGCACGCUAUGGAAGCCAAUUCGGGAAGAGUCCAGGACAUUGUCAGUCAACUGACCGCCCAACAAAUAGAACAAGCGGCGAGAGCAGGUCAAUCUCGCAAUUCUCGGAAUCAGGAACAAACUCGCUCUUUCCCUAGACAACCCUCCUUAGAUAGCGUUCAUUCAGAAGCUUCUAGAACAUCGUCUUUGCACUCUGAUAAAAGCAUUUACGGUCAAACAGCCGCCUACGGUGCUUGUCUCGUAGAAUUACAAUCAAAAAAACUGAGCAGUCCCUCCAUACAGAAAAAGCUCGCGGAACCUGGCAAAGAGCGAACUGGGUCGAUCAAGAAAGUAAACUUCGCAGACGAUUUACCUACUUGUUCUGAAAAGAAGACCAAGAAGAUAUCUUUCAAUCUUAAAGAACCUUCGCCGUCUUCACCCAGGAAGCCGCUUCCUCCAAAACGCAACGAGAGUACUCGACUGUCCUCGCCUAAGAAGUUAGCAGAUUCGAACAGUAACCCUCCCAAAGAGUUUCUCAAAGAUCUCCAAAGAGUAAUGAGGAAAAAGUGGCAAGUGGCGCAAAAGUGUAAAUUAGAGCCGGCUACGACUCCACACGAAGUACUGGGCUUCCGCGAAUACCCACUCUCCGAAGACUACAAAGAGGCCAGUGUAUCUAUGUGGGUGCAGGAGCACUAUGGCUCUGUCGAGGAACCGUUUUACGAGAAUAUGUAUGGUAGAGAAGCACCACCGAGAGAAGAACCAAAGCCAGUGAAGAAACGUCCGCCACCAGCCCCUCCAAGAAGAAGUGACUCGACACACUUGUCUUCCCACACGCUCUCCUCUACAGUGCAACCGACUGCUUGA
Parnassius mnemosyne (clouded apollo) is the source of this 3021-nucleotide messenger RNA. The record is from the annotation of a GenBank genome assembly. NCBI's taxonomy places the organism in Eukaryota, Metazoa, Arthropoda, Insecta, Lepidoptera, Papilionidae.